Molecule: messenger RNA, 1449 nt
Organism: Sinocyclocheilus rhinocerous
Lineage: Eukaryota; Metazoa; Chordata; Actinopteri; Cypriniformes; Cyprinidae
Product: mannose-binding protein A-like
Exons: 5
Coding region: 238-999 (253 amino acids)
Cellular component (GO): multivesicular body
Source: RefSeq, a predicted model, not a curated record
GUGCACACUAUUUUUUGAAGAAAUAACACAACCAUUUAACCAGGGUGUCAAUAUAUGGGAGGCUGGGACGGCCUACAUGUGCGCAUUAUGUGGGCUGUACAUCCUGAGAGGAAGAUCAGUUUUUCAGAAUAUGAGAUUCACAACAACAAGCCCAUCAGAUUUAAAGGAAGAAAACCCUCCUUGUGGACUUGUUGAGCAACAGGCAUUGGCUGUCACCUGGACUCCUCCAUUAAACCUAUGGCACUGUUAAAGCUGUUCCUCGAGGCUCUUCUGCUACUUCAGUUUACACUGCAGCUGUUGGAUGGAGCUGAACCUCAGAACCUGAACUGUCCUGCAUAUGGAGGAGUUCCUGGCACUCCUGGACACAACGGUCUGCCUGGGAGAGAUGGGAGAGAUAGUAAAGAUGGAGCAAUCGGACCCAAAGGAGAGAAGGGAGAGCCAGGAGCGAGUGUUCAGGGACCACCAGGUAAAGCGGGACCACCUGGAGAAAAGGGGGAAAGGGGACCUUCAGGUCCUCAAGGCUCUCCUGGACGUGAAAGCAUAUCUGACUCCUUAAAAUCUGAGAUGCAGCAUCUUAAUGCCAAGAUUGCCAUGAUUGAGAAGGUUGUGAGUUUUAAUACAUUCAGAAAAGUGGGACAGAAAUACUACAUCACUGAUGGUGUUGAGGCAAUUUUUGAUACAGGGGUGCAGUACUGUAAGGACGUUGGUGGAACAAUAGUUUUGCCAAGAACUGCUUCCGAAAAUCAGGCAUUAUUGAAAGUAUCAGUAUCCAGUGGUUUAGGUAGUAAGAAGCCAUAUAUUAGAACUACAGACAGAGAAACAGAGGGAUGGUUUGUGGACUCCGAGGGGAAGCUAUUGACUUUUAACAACUGGGGUCUUGGUCAGCCUGAUGACUAUAAGGGACUACAAGACUGUGGAACAAUAACAGACUCUGGCCUUUGGGAUGAUGUUGGUUGUAAUGGUCUACAUCCCAUCAUAUGUGAAAUAGAAAUCAGAUAGUAUGUAUACAAUAUUAAGAUACAUACAUAUCUGCAAUAUUAAUAUGCUAUUAACAGUACGUUUGUCAGGUCUACUUGUUUCUACGUGUGUUUGCCCAGCUCCUAUUUUGGAUUAUCCUGUGUUUUCGUCAUUAAAGACUGUGAAUGCUACUCCGUGUCUCCUACGUUCUUCCCGCAGCAGCGUAACAUGACAAUUUGUUUGUUUAUAAUGUUUGUUCUAUGCCCUGCACAAAUAUGUCCAAGGUUAUUUCACAGUGAACUCUGAAGGUGUUUUGUUAGUGAAAUUUGUAUGUGCACAUAAGGCCGUUUAUAUCAUUUUUGACACACUGUAUAGGUAUUUUCUCAGUUAGGAAACUAACAAACUACACCUCGCGGUCAAAAACAAAUCCUUUUUCCGAUAACUGUUGUUAUCCUUUGACUUCUGAAUGGAAUAAACAAACCCAUAACUUCA